AUCUGGAAUUUUAUACCUGAAAACAUCGUUUGCGACCAGGGGCUUUCGAUGCGUGCUCGCCGACGCCGCUAGCGCCCGCUUUUACGAGACGAUUUUCGAGACGACAUCGACGACAUCGACGUUCGUUCGUUCGUGCGUGCGUGCGUGCGUGCGUGGGAUAAGAAUAUUUUUGUUUUUUCGUUGUUGAUGCCCCGAUUCGCAGUUCGAUGUAGUUUUAUUGUAGGGUUUGAUUUGAUUUUGUGUGCAUUUGAAUGCAGUUUCGGCAAACAACCCAAAAAAGCGUAAAAGAACGACACCGCGUGUGACAAACAACAGUGACAAGUGACCGACCCUGACGGAGCAGAUCGAUGGUUCAGUGCUUGCCGCCAAUACUCGAAGGUAUUGCGGUUCGCGACCGAUGAGUGUGGCCGUGGCCGGUGGAAUGCAUCCGAUCCAAGGGGAAGCAAAAACAGCACAACUCCCCAUAACCAUGUGAAGGUGUGUUUGUGUGUGUGAGCGUGUUGGAAGAAAAGUUGCAAAUAUCACAGCAAACAAAACAGUGCAGUUAGUGAUGAAAAGAAAAAGAUCGUGCUUUUGGUGAUUGAGGCGAGGCGAACAAGCCGCAUCCAACAGUGAAACACCGAACGAAGAAGCUCAAGUGUGAAGCUGUGUGUAUGUGUUUGUCGUGCAUGCGUGUGCAUCAUCGUGAGGUGUGUGUGUGGUAGAAGAAAGAAAAGAAAACAAAACAAACAGUUGCACCAGAUUCGGGGCUAGAGCGUGGCAUCAAACACGGCUUCCCUCACGAACGCAGUAACACCCGGUGCGGAGGGAGCAGAAGCAGGCGGAGGAGGAGAAGGAGGAGGCAUCAAGCAGGUGGCCACGACUUCCACUUCCGCUUCCACCGUGGUGGCCCCUCCCGUCGCUGCCCCCACCACUGGCCACCGAAUGCAGCCGACCAUUCCGCAGAGCACGGGAGGCAGUGAUAUGGACCUCCCUGCCGUCCAGCCUAUGGAUUGGUUGUUCAAAAAGGAGCGCAUCUAUCUGCUAGCACAGUUUUGGCAACAGCGUGCCACGUUGGCGGAAAAGGAGGUAAACUCGCUCAAGGAGAAACUGUCGACCACGGACCGCGGAGUCAGCAACAACAACAACAACAACAACAAUAACGACGGUAACGAUAUGGACGUCACGGCACCGCCACUACCGCCAUCGCUUGCCACCUCGGCGACACUGCCACCGUCCCUGCCACUGGCCACGUCGCCGACACCACCGACGGUCUCCUCGCCGAUGAUCGUCGAACAGAACGGUAUCACACCACCAUCGCCCUCGACCACACCGGUCUCCGAGAGCGGCAGCAUCCAUCGUCCGGAGGGAGCGCUCAGUCCGAGCGAAAAGCCCCACGGCGGAGCUCGAUCACCGAUGGCACGCGCCCGCACACCGGACCUCGAUCGUAAGGUGCAGCAGGAGCUGGCCGCUCUGGCGCACUCCAUCAACAACAACAACUGCCUCGCCAGCAGUAACAACAAUCACAGCAGCAAUCGAUCGCCAACCCAAUCGCCGCCGACCACGGUUGGCGACAAGAUGGAUUACGACAGUGCGACGGGUGUGUCGAAGGGCAAGACGAAGGAAGAGUCGACCGUCAGCGAGUGCCACAAAGCGAGCAGCAGUGAGAAGCUGAACCACUCUGCGGAAACGAACUGCAGCGGAGGCGAAACGGACUCACCGGCCAAGGAGCCGGCGCUGGACAGCAGAACAAGAUCCCUGACGGAGGAGCUAUCGGCUAAGGAUCGUGAGAUAUCGCUCCUGUUCGAGGAAGUUGGACGGCUGCGGACGGCCAUCGCCAACAUUCAGGAAUCGCACAACCUGCAGAUCCAGCGGCUCGAGGACCGGCUGGAGGAGAAGCGGCAACACAUCGUGCGGCUCGAGUCGCGCAUCGAAAAGCAGCAGGACUUUGACGAUAUCAAAAAGGAAAAUAGUAUGCUUCGCUCGGUCGAUCUGAGUGCGUCCCACGAGUCGAAACAAUUCCAGGAGCUACUGCUCGAACGCACCAAAGCGCUGGCGGCACAAACGGAGGCAAUCAAAUCGUCAUCGGCCACCUCGGAAGGAUCUCCACCUGCCAGCGGUCCCGGCAGUGGCAUCAAUGGGGACGGCGGCUUGGCCGGGGCUGGCGCUGCCUCUUCGCAGCCCGCCCGUGCCCUGUCGCCCUCGAACGCUAGCAACAGCAGCUGCAGCAUCAGCACGAGCUGCGUCAGCCAAGCGUCGGUCGGCACCUCCAGCAACUCCAUCCAAGCGCCCGCCGGCGACCUGGAAGCGCGUACCAUCACGCACGAUCUCACUAACAGCAACUCGCCAACUAACACCAGCACGAACGCCAUUGCUUCCCUGGCCGAAAUUAAUAACAAUAACUGCUCCUCCACCGGCCGGCCGGCCUCGACGCCCUCCGGUGUCAGUUGUCCUCCUCCGCCUCCGCAGCCCCUGCUGCUCCAUCCUCCGCUGCUUCCGCCUCGCUCUCCCCAGCCAACCUUACGAUCGCCGUCGUCUUCCGGCGUCACCGCCGGCCAGCAGCAGUUGGGCCCAGCGGCGCCCACCGCUGGAGCAGGGGUCGCGACGACGCUGACAACGCCCUCCGCCCCGGCCCAGGCCAACCCGACCGACCCGAUGGCCGGCCUGAGCUCGUUCCUGGCGCCUCCACUGCAGAACGUGGAGCAGUUCGGGUCCUUUCUGGGCGAGGAGCUCGUCAGCAGCUGGCGUCGGGGAGCGCUCGAUCUACCGCCACCGCCGCCGGGACUGGCGGCAGCAGCUGCUGCCGCGGCCGCCGCAGCCGCCGCCGCUGCGGCACGCAAUCCAGCCUUACUAAUGAACCACCACCAUGUUGUUAACUCGCCCUCGACAGAUCUGCACCAUGGCGCGGGCCUGCAGGACCAAGACAAGGCCAGCAGCCACCACGAGAACUCGUCCUCCGCCAGCACGCCGGUCCUGCGCGAGGACUCGUCCCGGCACGACGACCGCCACCUGAACGGGGGUGGCGGCCUCACGCCCAUGUCCAUCUCCAAGAGCCCGCUCGAGGACAACAACAACACGCUCGGUGCGCUCAGCCGGCUGGAUGGGGCGGCGUCCGGCAAUCUCAUACAGGGACUUCCGUUUCAAUUCCAAGAGCGUGGACAUUUCCGGUUUGCCGACGCGUCCGACAUGCAGAUGCCGCCGGGCUCGAUGGUCGGCCGGCUCGGCGACUCGCUCAUCCCGAAGGGCGACCCGAUGGAGGCGAAGCUGCAGGAGAUGCUGCGCUACAACAUGGACAAGUACGCCAACCAGAACCUCGACACGCUGCACAUCUCGCGCCGUGUCCGGGAGCUGCUCUCGGUGCACAACAUUGGCCAGCGGCUGUUCGCCAAGUACGUGCUCGGCCUGUCGCAGGGCACCGUGUCGGAGCUGCUGUCCAAGCCGAAGCCGUGGGACAAGCUGACGGAGAAGGGCCGGGACAGCUACCGGAAGAUGCACGCCUGGGCGUGCGACGAGAACGCCAUCAUGCUGCUCAAGUCUCUCAUCCCGAAGAAAGGUGCAGAACCGGGAAUGCCAUCCUACGGUCGACCGGACGGUGAUCUCAGCGACGACCGCAUGCAGCAAAUCCUGUCCGAAGCGUCGAUGAUGAAGCGUGGCGAACCGCCGACGCCACAACAGCAGGCCCACCACCAGCAGCAGAUGCGAGAACAGAUGCAGCUCCAGCAGCACCAACUGCAGCAGCUUCAUCUCAGCGGACUGGACGACUCGACGCAGCACAGCGACAACGACUCCAAGUCGCCGCACAAUCGCGACGUCCACUCGCCCUUCUCCAAAGACUAUCUCGGCGGCCGGCUCGGAAGCACCGGACGGCCCAAGAAGUACGACAACGACGACAUCUCGCAGGACAAGAUCGCCAAGAUCUACCAGGAAGAGUUCUCCAAGCUGAUGCGCAGCCCACGAGACUUCCCCAAUCUUCUGUUUCCACAUUUCCUCAGCGGUGCGAUGCCUCCCGUGGAUCGCCCACAGGACGACAACCUGCGGCUAGCGUUCGAGGCCUACCAUCGGGAGCUGGCCAAACUGCAGCAGAACGCUUCGGCCGGCCUGCCCGGUAUGCCCAACAUUUCCAACCUUCCCAACUUCUUGGCACUCCAGCACCAGCAGCAGCAGCAGCAGCAGCAGCAACAACCACAGCAACCGUCGCAACCUUCCACCCCAUCCGGACAGCCGUCGACUCCUUCGCAGCCAUCGCAGCAUGCCGCGACCGGGCUGAACGGUGGCGCCGUGCAAGACCUAUCCCUGCCAAAAGAGAAGCAAUCGUCCGCCUCCAAGCUGAACGGUACCAUAUCCGAUGCCGAUUCCGAUGCCGACAUGAGCCAGAAGGAGCUGGACGACAGCAUGAAGCACAGCGCCUUCAGCCUGGUCAAACCAAAGCCCUCGGAACCGUCGGGCAUGUGUACGCCCACCACGACGGCCUCCUCGGCGGCCCCGAGCCCCAUCGGCAACAGCAUCCUGCCCCCGACAAUCACGCCCACGGACGACUUCUCCGUGGCGGCCAGUCCGCUGCAACGGAUGGCAUCGAUCACCAACUCGCUCAUCACGCAGCCGCCCGUCACGCCACAUCACACGACGCAGCAGCGCCCGCUGAAAGCCAUCCUGCCGCCCAUCACGCAGCAACAGUUCGAUCUGUACAACAACCUCAACACGGAGGACAUCGUGCGGCGCGUCAAGGAGUCCCUCUCGCAGUACUCCAUCAGCCAGCGGCUGUUCGGCGAGUCCGUGCUCGGGCUGUCGCAAGGUUCGGUCAGCGAUCUGCUCGCCCGUCCGAAGCCCUGGCACAUGCUCACCCAGAAGGGCCGCGAACCGUUCAUCCGCAUGAAGAUGUUCCUGGAGGACGAGAACGCGGUGCACAAGCUAGUCGCCAGCCAGUACAAGAUCGCGCCGGAGAAGCUGAUGCGCACGGGCAACUACAGCGGUACGCCCCAGCUGCCCGGCAUGCACCUGCCGAAGCAAAUGCCCCCCACGAUGCCGAAGAUGCUGAGCGACUCGAUCAGCAAGCUGCAGCAGGAUCAGCAGAAAACGCUGCUCCAGCUGCAGAUCUCGCAAAUGCAGCAGCAGCUGCCCAACGCACAGGCUGCCCAAGCCGCCGCGGCCGCUCAGCAUCAGCAUCAACUGGCCGCUGCAGCUGCUGCCGCAGCCGCCGCCCAUCACGCGGCCCAGGUGCAGGAAGUCCAGCGCCACUCUGCCCAACAACCGCCCUCCUCCUCCUCCUCCUCCUCGCAGCCAUCGCCGCUCGGUGCCAUGGGCGGCUCGCAGAACUCCUCCGCACAGCAGCGACCUCAGCAGGCCUCGCCCCAAACGAUGCUCCUGACGCCUCCGGGCAUUCCUCCCCAGCAUGCCAUCGCUCUGCAGGGCCAUGCCGGCGCGCCAGACAAGAAGUCCUCCAUCAUGAUGCCGAUCCACUCGCCCGUCCCGCAAGGUCCACCCGCUUCCGUGGGUCAGCACGCGGCCCAGCCGGGCGCACCCAACUCGAUGCGCGGCUCGCUCCACCAGCACAUCUCCCCGACGGUGUACGAGAUGGCGGCGCUCACGCAAGAUCUCGACACGCAGGUGAUCACGACCAAGAUCAAGGAGGCACUGCUGGCGAACAACAUCGGCCAGAAGAUCUUCGGCGAGGCCGUGCUCGGGCUGUCGCAAGGAUCCGUUUCCGAGCUGCUGUCCAAACCGAAGCCCUGGCACAUGCUGAGCAUCAAGGGCCGCGAACCGUUCAUUCGCAUGCAGCUGUGGCUGAGCGACGCCAACAACGUCGAGCGACUGCAAGUGCUGAAGAACGAGCGACGCGAAGCGAGCAAGCGGCGUCGAUCGACCGGCCCUGGAGGACAGGACAAUAGCAGCGACACCUCGAGCAACGACACGUCCGAGUUCUAUCACUCCAACUCGCCCGGCCCGGGGUCGGUCGGGUCGCAAACGGCUCCACCCAACAAGAAGCAGCGCGUACUGUUCUCCGAAGAGCAGAAGGAAGCGCUGCGACUCGCAUUCGCCCUCGAUCCUUACCCCAACGUGCAGACAAUCGAAUUCCUGGCCAGCGAGCUCGGCCUCUCCACCCGCACCAUCACCAACUGGUUCCACAACCACCGGAUGCGCCUGAAGCAGCAGGUCCCGCACGGGCAGCCCUCGGAACCGAUCCCGUCGCGCGAAAACCAAACCGGAGCCCCCUUCGACCCGGUGCAGUUCCGCGUCCUGCUCGGCCAGCGGCUGAUGGAGAUCCAGAAGGAGCGGCUGGGACUGAGCGGCAUGCCGCUGCCCUACCCGCCCUACUUCGCCGCCACCGCACCGGCCACCAAUCUGGCCGCACUGAUCGGGCGUGGAUUCAUGCCGGGCAGUGAGGCCGACCUGGCGGCACUCAACAAGAGCAUCAGCGAGCAGAUGAGCGGCCUCGACCUGUCCAUGCCAUCGACGCUCAAGCGCGAGGGCGACGACGACUACGAGGAUGACGCCGAGAACGAAGAGGAAGCCGGCAGCGGGCACCUGAGCGAUUCGGAAUCGAUGGACAGCAGCAGCAAGCGGGGCGGCGACGAGGACGAUCUCAGGACGUCCCUGUCGCUCGCCAGCCUGCAGGCCAUGUCGCGGAUCAGCCGCCGCAAGCCAGCCGCCCCGCAGUGGGUCAACCCGGAGUGGCAGGAUCCGGACAAAAAGCCGGCGUCCGCCGCCACGGCAGUCUCCAACAUUCCCUCCUCCGUCGCCGCCAAGAAAGAUGCCGCCGAUGCCAUCAUCAACGGGGUGUGCGUUCUGCAGCCGCCGGACGGUGUGCCCUCGGUGCAGCAGCGCUUUGCCGCGGCCAUGGCAGCGGCCGCCGCAGCCGCCGUGGCGGCGGCCACCGGUGCCGGAGCGACCGUGCCUUCCCAAAGCCCCGACGACCCGUCGAGCGACGCCGAACACGAGGAGGAUGACGCCAAGUCGACCCAUUCCAAACACUCCUCGUACGGGUCGGAAGGAAAGCUGGACGAGGAGCGACCCCGAACCGCGCACGAUCCCGAGUCGGAAUCGGAGGCACCCUCGGACACGUUGCGGCCGGCGGAAGAUGCGUCGGAUGCGGCGCAGGAAAGCAACGGCAACCGAUCGGGUGCGACCAGUCCCGCCGGUUCGUCCGUCACCGUCAAGAAGGAAAUCCUCGACGACAACCACAGCGAUCGAUGGGAUGCGUACUAAAAACCCAACUCCAUCCCCCGUUCAUCGCGGUUCUAAACCGCAUCUGUGGGACAGUGCAGGCGUGCGUGUGCGUGUGUGUGUCUGGCAGUGGUGAUACAGGACGCCGGUAGCCCAGGUAUCAGUGCAAUCAAAAAUGGACGCAUCCAAAAUGGACGUUGGACAAACGAAAAGUGUCACUCCCGAGCGGGGCGAGCGGGCGAGAGAGGCGACAAAUGCAGCAAACAAAACCAAGAGAAAGUAGACAGCGUCAGCUGGCGCUGUAUGUGAUUGUUCUAAACCUUCUGUUUUCCUUUCAAUGCUCUACCUUUCGCUCUAUUUUGUUUCGACCAUAUCGCAACAUCGAUCGCAACAAGCGUGAUACGAUCGCACGGGGUACGAUCGCAAAUAUUCUUUCAAACCUCCCAACACUUGUACAUAAAGCAUAUGUUCUUGUAAAGCAAAUGUAUUCCCCUGUUUUUUUUUUUUUAAUUCUGUUUCCUGUUCUCGCUAUCCUUUAUCACUGUAAGAAGACUGUUAAAAGUGAAGUUUUAAAAACAAAUGAAUAACCAGAUGUAAGGCAUUGAGCCAUUGCAAGCGCAGAUCGCUAGCAACAGCGCAAUACAAAAAGAGCUACAAAGCAGGCGGGCUCGGUUAGCCGUUAAGACACGUUCAAUAUUUAAAUGAAACUAUGGUUUAAUUGUACGGAAUAGCACGAAUACAAAGAAACGAAGCGCGCUUCGGCUUAUCGGUUAGGUUUUAUUAUGCUUACGUUACUCCUUUUCCUUUGCUUAUGUUUUACAUAGUUUAUAGAUCCAGCGAUCCAGCGAACAGCAGGGCUUAAGUCGUGAGUUAAGGCAUCUCUCCGCCUUCCGCUAGCGGAGCGGGAGCAUGGAACGAAACGAACCGAGCGACGACGCUCGUGAAAUGCAUUUAUAUGUUUUUUUUUAAAUCAAAUCUUGUAGAUAUCAACAAACGGACGGCGCAGCGGUGGGAAUGGAGUCAUGCAAAGAAAAUUCUAAUAAACGUACUUAGCGAGACAAAAAAAAUGUAUGCAAAAACAAAACCAUAACCAUUACAAACCAUACACAGAAGGAAAGGCAACAUAUUCAAAUCCCGAAAUCGCGUUGGACACGGCCAAGGAGCAAAUCAAAAUAACUCAAAUCGUAUUUAAGUAUAUGAAUCAAUCAAAAUUUAUCCAACCUUUUUGGAGCACGAGAAGGACGAUCAGUACCGAGGGAGGGUGAGAUAUUUUAAGACAAAAUUACACACUUACGCGCUCAUAAACUUCGGUCAUGCGCCUGUUUGUGCGCUAUUCUCCACGCACGACAAGAAAAGGGCGAUUUGUUUGUUUUGUAAAUUGUAUUAAUCAUAACUUCAGCCCGCCCACAGGCAGGUGGGAUCGUCGAGUGGGAUUAUAGUUAAACAAACAUAUGCACACACACACCCAACCACAAACACACACAUUAUACACGGACUUGUACACAAAUACAAACUGAAAAAAGGCCAAAUAUAUUGUUAAAGUCUAAGUAAUUGAUAGCAUUACAAAGUAGUAAGGACGGUGUUGAGGUACGGUUUUGCUGUCGGCAGGAUGCUGCGUUGUGCAUUCGAUCAGUCCAGCAGAGGGAAGCGACUCCUUAGUAGAGGGGAGCCGCUUACAUCAGGGUUUUUUGCUUCCUCCAUUAGUUAUUGUUUUAUUUUCGCGCCCAUGCGUGUGACUGCCCGAUUCCACACACCGGGAGGGGUAGGAAAGGUAGCCGUGUUUUGUUGUGUUGUUGUUUUCCUCCUUUAGCAUCGAUGAAGCGAUCUCAAAUUUCAUACCAAAUAUAUUUAACAAUAUAGCGCAAGCAACACUUUUACACACAUAAACACACAAACACACACCGAGCACAACACUGGCUAAGGCUGGAAAAUGGCAACAAAAGAUGGCGAACGCGUUUUCGCCAAAAACCCACGUUUUAAAAGGCUAAAGUGUUUCCUUUCUCCUUUACAAUUACUUUCCUCGCCACCCGACGCGUGGGUUUGGAGGUUGUACAUUGCCCUGUACAUACAAAGAUGGAUCGUAGCCACACACGAUCAUUGGAUCAUUGGAUCAUCCCUUUUCCCGUUGCUUCCAGUUGAGCCCCCCCCCCCUCACUGUAUGAAUUGAAUCACUCCAACUCCUCCCAUCUUUAACGUAAAUGAUGAUGAAAUGAGUAGCAAAACACAACCCCCGAGCAGCAGCAGCAAUGAAACGCAUAUCCCGAAUUUAGCGAAAGCAAACGGAACCGAUCAGCAAAAUCGGUUGAAUGUUUACGCAUUUAGUAAGAGAUACACAGAUACAGAGAUAAAUACACAUUUUAACAUGUUUGCGGGGACGAAACCGUAGCUCGUAAGCAGUGUACAUUUCAGAACCGUACGUAAGCCGAUAGAGAUCCUGGGUUUGUCCAGGCAAUGCUCCUGGAGGAACUGAUUUUAGUUUUUACCUUAUUGUGUAUCCCCAACCGUGUAUUGGUGGCGUUUAUUGUUAAACGAAAUAAACGCACAGAUACACAUCCUUGCUUUUCUUGCAUACUUAAAGGACGUUCGAACGAAGCAACUGUUUAACAAAUUGUUUCGAAACGCCGGAAUGCAGAAAGCAAGCGAGCGUUAAGAAAAAUGGCAAAUGGAAGGCAUACAAGAAUAGCUAGCAAAAGGUUCAACUUUUUUUUAAUACAUAAGUAAAUCGAAACAAAUUUAAAGUAAAACACACAAGUAAUGAUAAAAUGGAAUGCAAAAAAAAUGAAAAGAAAGAGACGAAACAUAAAAGAAAAGCAAAUUAAGAAUACGUAAAAGUGAGCUGGGGAAAGUGGUUGAAGAGGACGAGAAAAAAGGGUAACGAAAUGCAAUAUUAUGAGCGAACGGGAAAACCCAUUGGAAGGAAACAAUAAUUUUAUGCAAACAACAAAACAGCAAACAACAAAAUGUGAAAAGCUGAUCAAAACAGCACAAAAACAAAUGCCCCCCUCAUUGUAGUAUGUAAAGUAGAAAAGCAAGCACAUUUUGUUAACUUAUUGUCCGUAAGUCUUCUAUUGAUUAGUUCUUAGGGUGAACAAAGCAGAAUCUUUUGCACAACAACAACGACGACAACAAGUCCCUUCCAAUAAGUCAGCCCUUCCCGGCUUUGCAGGACUCGCGACGCAAGCAGGGUGCAAGGACGACAGGUUGUUGUUUUCGUUUUAAUCGGUUAGGUUUCGUUUCGUUUCCGGUUGAAUUUUUGUUGGGUAGGGGGUACUUUAACCGUUUUGGGGGGCGAUCGAUCGAGAUCGAUCUGUUGCAUGUGACGGAUCGUGUACAUAAGAACGUUGGCGGUGAGUUUUGGUUUGUGUUUCAAAUCAGCGCAUAUACACACAGCGAUAAGGUGAACGUGGUGUUUGUUUCACAAAAUUAACCAGAUCGAGUAUUUAGAAAUGUCUCAAGCCAACCAGCAAAUCAUAAAGUUUCCUUGAUGGAACACAAAAAGGGAAAAUAACAACAACAAAAAAACGAAAAUUGUGCAGUAACAUUGUUUACAGUAAUUUAAACUUGCCCAAGGUAUAGUCAAGAGUCGGAAGCAAAUGAAGGAUAAAGCUAAUGUAUUAUUAAGUACGCUUAACCAGCGUGUUUCGAGAGUAACGUAGUAAUUUAUCGAGAUUCAUUCGGCUUCAGGAAGGGAAAAUAAAUGAAACAAAAGCCGCUGGAAUGUAGGAAUGCAAAACACUUUUCGUUUCGUAAUUCAGUCGAGUCGGUUAGGGUUAGUUGCUGAAACCCCGAUUCCACGGUACAACACACAACACGCACAUCCACAUCAACAGCACACACACACACACAUGCACAGACAACUCAAGCGACAAGAGCAAAAACAAAAAAAAGAAACAAUGCUACAGCAAACAAGCAAACAUAAAUAAAAGCGAAACAAUAAACAAAUGUCUAGGGAAGAAAACGAGACGAGGGAACACGGGAAGGCAAACAAGGUAAUGCAAAUUGUAAAUACUUAUUAUCAUAUCAUUAUAUUAUAUUGUAUUGAUUAAUAUUAUUAAAACAAAACACACAAAACACACAAGUAAUGGUAAUACAUUAUUGCAUUGAAGAUAAAAGGAAAAA
Messenger RNA from Anopheles gambiae (African malaria mosquito), 11259 nucleotides. RefSeq names its product homeobox protein cut (gene cut). The record is from RefSeq and is a predicted model, not a curated record. The transcript is spliced from 8 exons. Bases 925 to 7182 code for a protein of 2085 amino acids. Gene Ontology annotation, biological process: regulation of DNA-templated transcription. Lineage: Eukaryota; Metazoa; Arthropoda; Insecta; Diptera; Culicidae. Gene Ontology annotation, molecular function: DNA binding; DNA-binding transcription factor activity, RNA polymerase II-specific.